Molecule: messenger RNA, 4311 nt
Organism: Patiria miniata (bat star)
Lineage: Eukaryota; Metazoa; Echinodermata; Asteroidea; Valvatida; Asterinidae
Gene: sacm1l
Product: phosphatidylinositol-3-phosphatase SAC1-like
Exons: 19
Coding region: 38-1816 (592 amino acids)
Biological process (GO): phosphatidylinositol dephosphorylation
Cellular component (GO): endoplasmic reticulum
Molecular function (GO): phosphatidylinositol-4-phosphate phosphatase activity
Source: RefSeq, a predicted model, not a curated record
AUGACCUUUAACCUUGUGAGCUGAUCCGUGGUCCAACAUGGCGGUGCAUGAGUCGCUGGUGUUAUACACCACCGAUGACAAGUUCUAUGUGGAAGCCAGAGAUGAUGGUACCAAGGAACUCUUGGUCAUUGACAGGCUGAGUCAGGAGAUUUCACUAGAACAAUCUUCAGAUCAGAUCCCGCCCUUUGCUACAAGCCGGCCGAUAUGUGGACUGAUGGGGACGAUACGCCUUUUGGCAGGCCCUUAUUUGGUGGUCAUCACCAAGAAGUCAAAGGUCGGGGAAAUCAAUGGCCAGACCAUCUGGAAGGUCACAGGUCAUGAGCUUCUGCCUUACAAGAGGACAGUCAUGCAUCUCAAUGAACAACAGCAACAGUAUAACCGCACCUAUGAGUCCAUGAUCAACUACGUGCUGGAUACCAAUGACUGCUUCUUCUCAACGACCUAUGACCUCACACAUUCUCUACAGAGGCUGUACAACACUAGUCCUGAAUUCCUGCAAAUGCCACUUUUUGAGAGGGCUGAUCAGCGUUUUGUUUGGAACGGUCAUUUAUUACGAGAACUGGCAUCUCAACCUGAGCUGGGUCGUUUUAUAUUACCAGUCAUGUGUGGAUUCGUCUCGAUAAGAAUAGGCAUCUUGCAUGGCAAGCGAUUUGACUACAUCCUGAUCUCAAGACGGAGUUGUUUCCGGGCCGGGACACGGUAUUACAUGCGUGGCUUGGAUACGGAGGGACAUGUCGCUAACUUUGUGGAGACGGAACAGAUUGUGCAAUGUAACGGAUGGAGGGGCUCAUUUGUUCAGACGAGAGGUUCCAUACCACUUUAUUGGUCCCAACGGCCCAACAUCAAAUACAAACCAAAGAUAUUGAUAAGCCAAGCUCUCAACCAUAUGGAUGGCUUUAUGAGGCAUCUGGACAGCCAGGUGGUCAGUUAUGGUGAUCAAGUUCUGGUCAACCUGAUUGAUCACAGAGGGAUUGAGGACAGACUAGAGAAGACGUUCGCCAAAGCUGUAAUCGAUUCAGGGAACAAGAGUAUAAAGUAUGAAUCCUUUGACUUCCAUCAUGAGUGCCGUAAGAUGCGAUGGGACCGCCUCUCCAUCCUCAUGGACAGACUAGCAGCUCCUCAAGAAAAACAUGGGUGCUUCAUACUCAGUCCCACGAGUCAGCUUCUCAAGCACCAGACUGGCGUCUUCCGAACCAACUGCAUGGACUGUCUGGACCGCACCAACGUGGUGCAGAGCUUACUGGCUAGGAGAACGCUCCAAGAACAACUACAGAUGUUUGGGGUCCUAAACCCAGGUGAAAGCAUAGAUGAUCAUCUCACCACAGCAUUCGAAAGCACCUUCAAAAACACGUGGGCAGACAACGCUGAUUUCUGCUCCAAGCAGUAUGCAGGCACGGGGGCACUGAAGACCGACUUCACACGGACUGGAAAGCGCACACAUUUUGGAAUGGUGAAGGACUUGUACAACUCCAUGUUGCGGUACUACAUGAACAACUUUGUUGAUGGAUACAGACAGGAUUCCAUAGACCUCUUCCUUGGCAACCACAUCGUUGAGGAGACUGAAGGCAUCUUGGCACCGUCUCCCCUCAGGUCUAAGGGAGACGCCAAGUUCCUGCUGCUCCCUGUCAUCUGUAUUGUGGCGUUCUCAAUGGUCAUUAUUAGUAUUCUCAUCCCAGCCGCUGACAUCUAUCUUCAACUAGCCUACGUCUUCUUCUGGAUGGCUGCCACAGCUGUGUGUCUCGGACUCAUCUAUCUGUAUGGGUUGGAGUUUGUGAACCAGCCAAGGUUAGCGCAAGCUAAGACCAAACUGGACUAGUCACAGACUCAAAUGGAUAUAAUCAUCGGAGUUGUAGACUUGUCAAUUAUGAGUCUAUCACAAGUCAAUCGCAAGUCAAUUGCAAUUCAAGUUGAUCAGGAGUCAAAUUAUAAGUCGGUUCUGAAGUCAGAUCACAUGUAAAGCUGUGAACAAUAACGUAUGAAUUCUUUUGUCCAGUUCAUUUGGAUAGCUUGUGACUUGACGUGGAACUUGAUUUUCACUGUUGAUUGACUUUUGAGUUGCGAUUGCUUGUCAUUAAUUGAUUACAACUCUGAAAAAUCUCAGCUGUGACCAAAGUAAAGAUAAUAUGACGCUUGAAAUCCAGGUAACCUGGUCAAAAGGUUAGGGUCAGUCAAAACUGGAUUUCGAUAUUAGGUUUUGCCCUUCACUGCAGUAUAAACACUGUAUACUCAGUGUGUUACCUCCCGAGUGAAAGUUGGAAGAAAUCACUUUGGUGAGACUCGAACCCAUGACCUCCUGCUUUCUAGUGCAGACGUCUUAGCACUCGACCGCCGAGUUUGUGGGUUUAAAACUGGAUUACGAAUGCAUUUAAAAAAAUUAUUUAAACCGAAUGGCGCUGUUCAUAGUGAAAACCACUCUUGCUGCAGUAGACUUUGGUUUGGACAGCAAGUUACAGUGCAAGAGGUGUUGGGACUACUUCAAACAUUAAUUUUUAAGUUACAACCACUGACUUUAUUUCUGGCAUGUUGUCAAUGAAAAAGGCAAGCUGGAUUACAUGGCAAUUGGGCCAGAGUUUAGAAUUAUUUUCAAUACUAGGGUGAUAUAUUUUCCACUCAGUUGUUAAUGAAAAGUAGUACCUACAUCUCUUUUAAUAAUAUAGCUCAUUAACACACAAACAGCUGAUUAAUUAAUUGUAACUUGAAUAGCUUUCGGUAUUUGGAACCUUUGUUGUGAUCAUGAUGGUGAUUGUAGAUGAAGAAAAUCUUGCCAAAACCUGGAAAACGAAGACCAUUUUAUCACUCCAAUCUCUUCAUUUAAUAGCAAAAAAUACAUGAUUUUUUUUUUUUAAUGCCCCCGAUUUACAAUUUUACAAGUGUUUAAAUUGCUACACAUGUAUAUGACAUCUCAGGGUGUUCUUUGAGUUUGGGAAUCCAGUUCAUGAUUUUCAUGAUUUUCCUUCAUCGGCAAAGUUUAACCAAAUUUUAUAUUCUGUUAAAUAUUUUUUGACUUUCCUGUUGAAAUUUAGAAAGGAAUACGGUAGAUUGUAUAAAAAAUACUCAAUGUUUAUGAGUACAAUGGUAAGAAUAAUUUCAUGUGGUGACAGAUGGAAUGUUCCAUUCCAUGAGGUGAAGCCAAGUGGAAUGGAACAUUCCAUCUGUACAUGAAUGAAAUUAUUCUUUCCAUCGCACGAAUGUGAAACAUUCAUUUUUUUGCUUUACACAUUGGUAACUUGUAAACUGGUACUUUGAAUGUAUAGCAUCAGAGCCAUCCGAGCUGUGUUAUAGCGCUUCCAAUUGUAUGACCGUGCAAUGUAAGUUCUAUUUUACCGUGGAAUGGAACUUCUAUAUUUGCAGUGCGGCCGGGUCAUUUGUUGGGACAAAUAAUUUGAUGACACGUGAUCAACGACCCACUAAUCAGAUAGCGGGGAUUUAUUUAGGCGUUGUUUAAAAAUGAAUAUUGAAGGAAAUGCUUCACAGAUAAUCUGUUUGCUCUGUGUGUGUUGUCAAACCAUUGUGUUUCCUGCUAAUUGUCUUUACAAGGAUCCUUCUAUUCCAACCUGAACAUAAUUCAGCUAUUCUUAAUUGUUUUGAGGUUCAUCUCUGAAGAACAAAAACAAUUCCUUAAAAAAAAAAGGGAAUUUGAAAUAUUUAUAGCGGUAUAACCCACACAAAAACUAUAUCUACUUGUAGAACGAACUUUAUCUUUACUCACAUAUAGGAGGCUUAACAUUGAAAGAGACUGGUUUUCUUCAAAAAGGCAACUUUACAUACUAAUGGUGCAGAUUAAUCUAGUGUGUGCACAUGACAGUUAAACAGUUUGGGUUAUAGUCUUAGUUUCAUUUCUCAGUAAUCUUUUUUUAUAACACCCAAUCUUUUUUAAACACCAAAACAUGUAGCAGCACCUAGCAAAAACAAAAGAAGUGGUGAAGGCUAUUGUGCAAACUAUGUAAGCUGUUGUAUUUAUUUGCCUUACUUUAUAUGAAUGACACCAUGUUAAUAAAAAAAAAAAUUGAAAUUAUUUUUGGGCUAUAGAGGUGGUCUUGAACAAAAUCACCCUCGAUAUUAUAUUAUUUAAUAAAACCAUUUCAUAUCCAACAUGUGAAACAGCUUAUUUGAAAACUUGUUCUAUUACUAUUAACCUUGUUGUCAAGAAGUAAUAUAUUAUGAAAAAAUGUGUAAGCCUGUCUCCACCAAGUAAUAUGGGGAAAAAAUGAAUCUUAAUGACGCCCGUAAGCUUUUAAUGUGAUAUGAGCUUAAAAUCAUGUGAUUAUGAAUAUCUGUAUUAAAUAAACAUCUGUUCUGAAUGAGAAAUGG